Papaver somniferum (opium poppy) is the source of this 2193-nucleotide messenger RNA. Its product is annotated as peptidyl-prolyl cis-trans isomerase FKBP62-like. The record is from RefSeq and is a predicted model, not a curated record. The transcript is spliced from 12 exons. Bases 140 to 1951 code for a protein of 603 amino acids. Gene Ontology annotation, molecular function: peptidyl-prolyl cis-trans isomerase activity; protein binding. NCBI's taxonomy places the organism in Eukaryota, Viridiplantae, Streptophyta, Magnoliopsida, Ranunculales, Papaveraceae.
AACGAAGAACUCUCUAGAAACACUUGAAAGGAAUAUAAACCCUUUCACUUCACACACUCUCUCUCUCAACUUUUGAAAAUCAAUCUCCGGUUAGUUAAAUUAAAUCUGUCUUAGGCGAUUUCAGUUUUUGCUUAAAGAAAUGGAUGAUGAUUUUGAUAUCCCGGCAGCUGAAGAUUUCCAAGAUGAUUUUCCUGAUGAAAAUCCAGCUCUGAAAGUAGGCGAAGAAAAAGAAAUUGGAAAUCAAGGGUUGAAGAAAAAGCUGAUUAAAGAAGGUCAAGGUUGGGAUACUCCUGACAAUGGUGAUGAAGUUGAAGUUAAUUAUACUGGGACUUUAUUGAAUGGAACUCAAUUUGAUUCGAGUCGUGACCGAGGAACACCGUUUAAGUUCAAGCUCGGGCAAGGCCAAGUUAUCAAGGGAUGGGAUCUCGGUAUCAAGACAAUGAAGAAGGGAGAGAAUGCAAUUUUCACCAUCCCGGCUGAGCUAGCAUAUGGCGAAGCUGGUUCUCCUCCAACAAUUCCUCCUAAUGCCACCCUUCAGUUCGACGUGGAGCUACUCUCCUGGUCUAGUGUGAAGGACAUUUGCAAAGAUGGAGGCAUUGUCAAGAAGGUUCUAACUGAAGGGGAGAAAUGGGAAAAUCCCAAAGAUCUAGAUGAAGUUCUUGUCAAUUAUGAGGCUCGACUUGAGGACGGGAGUGUGGUUUCCCAAUCCGAAGGAGUUGAAUUUGUUGUCAGAGAUGGUUUGUCUCCACCCUUUCUCAAACUUUCUCAAUGUAGUAUGGUGACGUUUUUUAUAUUUUCUCAAGCUGUAUCAUCUAUUUUAAUAAAACUUGUUUUAUAUUCAGGGUAUUUCUGUCCUGCUUUGGAGAAGGCUGUCAGAACAAUGAAAAAGAAGGAGAAGGUUCUCUUGACAGUGAAGCCCCAAUAUGGAUUUGGAGAGAAAGGCAGGCCAGCCUCUGGUCAGGAGGCAGCUGUUCCACCAAAUGCGACUCUUCUCAUUUCUCUAGAGUUGCUCUCCUGGAAGAUCGUGACAGAAGUAACUCCUGAUAAGAAAGUCGUAAAGAAGAUUCUUAAAGAUGGAGAGGGGUAUGAGAAACCUAAUGAUGGAACUGUUGCUAAAGUGAAGUUAAUCGGGAAGCUUCAAGAUGGAACGAUAUUUUUGAAAACGGGCCAUGAUGCGGAAGAGCCAUUCGAGUUCAAGACAGAUAACGAUGAAGUCAUCGAAGGACUUGAUAGAGCUGUAAUGACUAUGAAAAAGGGUGAGGUUGCACUUGUGACUAUUGAACCUGAAUAUGCUUUUGGCUCUUCAGAGUCUCAGCAAGAGCUCGCUGUUGUUCCUCCUGGCUCAACUGUCUAUUAUGAAGUUGAGCUUGUAUCUUUCGUUAAGGACAAGGAAUCGUGGGACAUGGACAAUGGUGAGAAGAUUGUGGCUGCUGGCAGAAAGAAGGAAGAAGGUAAUGCGCUGUUCAAGGCUGGUAAAUACGCAAGAGCCUCUAAGAGAUACGAGAAGGCUGCAAAAUUCAUCGAGUACGAUUCUCCUUUUAGUGAGGAGGAGAAAAGGGAGGCUAAGACUCUCAAGGUCAGUUGCAACCUUAACAAUGCAGCCUGCAAGCUGAAACUUAAAAGCUACAAGGAGGCAGAGAAGUUGUGCACAAAGGUGCUGGAGAUUGAAAGUCGGAAUGUGAAGGCACUUUACAGACGGGCCCAAGCUUAUAUCAACCUGGUUGAUUUUGAUCUAGCUGAGCUUGAUAUUAAGAAGGCUCUUGAGAUUGACCCUAAUAACAGGGAUGUGAAGAUGGAAUACAAAGUACUGAAAGAGAAGGUCAAGGAGUACAACAAGAAGGAUGCUAAGUUUUUUGGAAACAUUUUUGCAAAAAUGAGCAAGUUAGAUCCUCUUGACACAAGCAAAGCCAAGCAGGAAGCUGAACCUAUGAAUGUUGACAGCACGGCUUGAUGGGAUUGGAAAGGGUUUAUGUCAACAGUAGAGAGAGUUGCUACAACUUGCAUCUCUUGUACGUUCGGAAAGGAUGAAUUGUUCGGAGUGCUUUAUAUUUUAUUGUUCUUAACUGGUGUUUCCGCUGUGUUCUCUUUUUUUAGUGUCUUCUCUGUAGAACGAAGGCUAAAUGUUAGAAAGGUCAUCUCAACCUAACAGAAUAAAAAAUCUUUUCACAAAAUUAAUCCUCCUAGUUCAGAAUG